AUGGACGGCAACGGUGAAUGUUCAGAGCCCAAUGUUCUGUUUAAUGCUCUGUUUCGACAUGGAGGAGAGUUUAUUGAUAACAAUGGUGAAACGAUUUAUAGGGGUGGUGUUUCUACUUUAGUUUCGGGGGAACAUAUAGAUGAGUGGACAAUGCAUCAUAUUCUUAACUUAGUAACUGGGUGGGGGUACUUAGAAGUUAGGAAUGUCACCCCUAAGUAUGUGUUUGAUUUAGAGGUUAGUGAUGAAGAAGUUAUUGAAGGUUUUAAUGAUAGUGAGGAUGAAAGGACAACUGCCAUUGUUGAUGGGUUUGAUGAUCUUGAUGGUAUUGAUGUAACUGUACCAAUUAGGGAGAGUCCAGUCAUUGCAGGCUUGUUACCAUGUCCAAAGAAGAAGAAAUAUGAUGAUGAGGAUGAAGAGGAAUACCUUAGUGAAGAGCUUAAUAGUUCUGACCCUAAUAACUCAGAAGAUGACAAAAAACCUAAGUUUGAAAAGUUCAAGAAGGAACAACUUACAAAGGACUUUAAGUUUAAGUGGGGCAUGGAGUUCAGUUCCCUAGAUGACUUUAGGGAGGCUAUACGUGAGUGGACAGUUUUAAAUGGUAGGGAAAUAACAUUUGUUAAAAAUGAGGGGUAUAGGGUGAGAGUUGAAUGUAAAGCCAAGUGUGGUUUUUUAAUGCUAUGUUCCAAAGUGGGCCACAAGCACACUUAUGCAAUUAAGACUAUAAAGGACACCCACACAUGUGCUAGGGUUUUGGAUAACAAAACUGCAAAUUCAAAGUGGGUGGCCAAGGCAGUUGUUAAGAAAAUGCAGACCUGUGAAAACUUGAGGAUAAGUGAUAUUAUUCAAGAUAUGAGGCAAAAUUAUGGAGUGGGGAUCACUGUGGGCAGGGCAUGGAAAGCAAAAAUGAUAGCAAGACAAAUGAUAGAAGGGGAUGCAGACAAGCAAUAUUCAAACUUGUGGAGGUAUGCAGCUGAAUUGCACAGGGUGAGUGCUGGAAACACUGUAAAGAUCAACAUUGAGAGGCCAUCACCUUCCAUCCAACCAAGAUUUGGUUCAUUCUAUUUCGGUUUUGAGGGAUGUAAACAAGGGUUCAUACAUGGUUGUAGACCUUUUAUUGGGGUUGAUGGCUGUCAUUUAAAGACUAAGUAUGGAGGGCAGUUGUUGAUAGCAGUGGGAAGGGACCCCAAUGAUCAAUAUUUUCCAUUGGCAUUUGGGGUUGUUGAAACAGAAACAAAAGAAUCUUGGAAGUGGUUUAUACAGCUGUUAAUGGAAGAUAUUGGAAUAGAUAAGAGAUAUGUAUUCAUCUCAGACCAGCAAAAGGGUUUGGUGGCUGUUUUUGAGGAAAUGUUUGAAAGGAUUGAGCACAGACUUUGCUUGAGGCAUUUGUAUGCAAAUUUUAAGAAAAAGUUUGGUGGAGGAGCACUUAUAAGAGAUCUAAUGAUGGGAGCAGCCAAGGCCACAUACCAUCAAGCAUUCUUGCAGAAGAUGACUGCAUUAAAGGCUGUAGAUCCACAUGCUUGGGAAUGGCUAAUGGGAGUGCCUACUAAAUCUUGGUGUAAGCAUGCUUUUAGCUAUUAUCCUAGCUGUGAUGUUUUAAUGAAUAACAUAUCUGAAUCCUUUAAUGCAACAAUCUUAUGUGCUAGGGAUAAACCAAUAUUGACAAUGUGUGAGUGGAUUAGGAAAUAUCUAAUGAAUAGGUGUAGCCAAUCUACUUUGAAACUUGAUAAGUGGCCACACAAAAUCAUGCCAAUCCCUAGGAGGAGACUAGAUGCUGAGGUAGCUAUGAGUGCUAGUUGGUAUACCCUGUAG
Vicia villosa (hairy vetch) is the source of this 1809-nucleotide messenger RNA. RefSeq lists its product as uncharacterized. The coding region runs from base 1 to 1809 and encodes 602 amino acids. The transcript has 5 exons. The record is from RefSeq and is a predicted model, not a curated record. Lineage: Eukaryota; Viridiplantae; Streptophyta; Magnoliopsida; Fabales; Fabaceae.